AUGACCAGGGUCGGCGGGGCCGAAGCCUAUGGCCAACUGCCACUCACAGAUACCGUUCCUAAGCCAACUCCGGACGUGGUACCUCUGCAUGACUCUCGCCACGGCUAUGGCCACGGGACCUCGACUACACAGAACGGUCGUCACUGCCAGCUGGAGCUCAAGCCUUCACCUACGCCAGCUACUAAUCCAGAGCUAGAACUGCGAAUGUUGAUGUGGCGUUUGAGAUUCGGCGAUACGCAGGCGUGGGCGUCAACAGAGUCAGCAUCGGAGUCGUCGACGGCAGCCAAAAUUUCAAACCUCGCUUUGGCUUCAGGGGUAUCCCAUCUACGCCUCAAGGAGCAUGUUGUCUUCCAAGAAGAGCUGGUAACUGACAAAAUGAGGUUGAGAAUGCAGGCUACAGGCUGCAAAGGACCCAAUGAUAUACGGACGAUUGAGAGCCGAUCUUUGACUCAGCUUCAGCGACGAUGGAGAAUUAAACGCCUGCAAGCCCUGUCACCACGCUCCCGGGUCUUAUGA
Fusarium fujikuroi IMI 58289 is the source of this 516-nucleotide messenger RNA. RefSeq lists its product as uncharacterized. The transcript is spliced from 2 exons. The record is from RefSeq and is a predicted model, not a curated record. The coding region runs from base 1 to 516 and encodes 171 amino acids. NCBI's taxonomy places the organism in Eukaryota, Fungi, Ascomycota, Sordariomycetes, Hypocreales, Nectriaceae.